Colletotrichum karsti is the source of this 1023-nucleotide messenger RNA. RefSeq names its product deoxyribose-phosphate aldolase. The record is from RefSeq and is a predicted model, not a curated record. Lineage: Eukaryota; Fungi; Ascomycota; Sordariomycetes; Glomerellales; Glomerellaceae. The transcript is spliced from 3 exons.
UUGGUAUCGUUCAAUUGCGCCAAAAUGUCUUACGAUCAUACAGCAAAGAGGAGGAAAAUAGGCGAGGAGGAGUAUGUCGACAGCACCAGGUCGACCAGGUUCUACAACUAUGAAGGCGGCCGUAGCUGGACCGUUUCAAUUGCAGUUCCCAGCAGUAUUUUAGCAGAUGCGAUUACUCCCGAACGCCGCACCUCUGUUGCCGGUCGCAUCGCCCGAGCCCUCGCCGUCUUCGGUAUCGACGAGGUUGUCAUUUACGACGAUAGCCCUGUCGAGACCCGCCCAAAGCUCGUUGACACGAAGAGCUACACCGGCGAUGUCGACCCCGGUCACUUCCUAGAGCAUCUUCUCGGCUACCUUGAAGUACCUCCCUUCAUGCGCAAGAUGCUCUUCCCUCUCCACCCGAACCUGCGCCUCGCCGGCCAGCUUCCCUCCCUCGACAUGCCGCACCACCCGAACCCACAAGAAUUCCUGCCCUACCGCGAGGGCGUCGCUGGCAAGGGAACCCCCAAGGGUACCGUAAUCGACAUUGGUCUGAAGACUCCUGUCACCAUUGAGGACGAGGUCCCGCCCAACACCCGAGUGACGCUUUCCUACCCCGAUCCCGACUCCGACAAGGCCGAAGCCUGCGAUCCUGCGGCACCCAGAGAAGAGGGCGGUUACUACUGGGGAUACAGUGUGCGAAAGGCGAGCUCGCUGUCGGCUAUGUGGACUGAGUGCAAGUACGAGGGCGGUUACGACAUCACCAUUGGCACGUCGGAGCGCGGUCGCACAAUGGAUCAGGCAUUCCCUGACUUCCAGACGCUGGAAUUCAAGCACCUGAUGAUCGUGUUUGGUGGACCGAGAGGAAUCGAGUAUGCGGCGGUGAACGACAAGGAGCUCGACAUGGUGGAUGUUUCGGGCGGAAAGACGAAGGAGCUGUUCGACCACUGGGUGAACGUCCUUCCUGGCCAGAGUAGUCGCCAGAUCAGGACGGACGAAGCGCUCUUCAUUGCGCUCACGAGCCUGAGGAGACUUUGGUUCUAA